GUAUCGCUUCCACAGCGCAGACGCGUCGCGGUGAUUGCAGCGCGCUGCGUUUCCGCGUUAGCAGCAGGGGGGAACGGAACACAGCGAGAUUGGCCGAAUCUAACUGGAUUACGCAGCCCGUGUUGCGAUUAAAAUGAAAAAGAAGUGAGAAGUGAAAGCCGUGUUAAGGAAAUGAGCGUGGAAUCAUCAUGUCAUUCGCUCGGUCACGAGACGGGCUCACAACUCUGACAUCAGGACGAGUACAGCACCAGUGCGCUUGUGUGGCUGUCUCCGCCGCCGUCUGUUUAUCCUCGCUCUGUUGAUGCACGUUUUGCAUUCAUUUCGCAUUCGCUGGAGGCAAUAUGAAGAAGUUUAAUAUCAGGAAGGUGCUGGACGGCUUGACUGCGGCGUCUUCCUCCUCCUCAUCCUCCAAUGCCGCGUCGGGAAACAGGGAGAAUGACAUGAUUCAGGAGACCCUGCAGUCAGAGCAUUUCCAGCUCUGCAAGACAGUGCGACAUGGCUUUCCCUAUCAACCCUCCUCCAUGGCUUUUGACCCUGUGCAGAAAAUUCUGGCUAUUGGCACACAGAGUGGAGCCCUGAGACUAUUUGGUCAAGCAGGAGUGGAGUGUUACUGCCAGCAUGAGAGCGGAUCGGCUGUCAUCCAGCUGGAGUUUCUUGUCAAUGAAGGGGCGCUGGUUAGUGCUUUGGCAGAUGACAGUAUUCAUUUGUGGAAUCUGAGGCAAAAACUUCCAGCCAUCCUUCAUUCUCUUAAAUUUAAUCGGGAGAGGAUCACGUUUUGCCAUUUGCCCUUUCAGAGUAAAUGGCUGUACGUGGGCACGGAAAGAGGGAACAUUCACAUCGUCAAUGUGGAGUCCUUCACCCUCUCAGGCUAUGUGAUCAUGUGGAACAAAGCCAUUGAACUUUCCUCAAAGACUCACCCUGGACCUGUUGUUCAUAUCAGCGAUAACCCUAUGGACGAAGGGAAACUUUUAAUUGGUUUUGAGUGUGGCAUAGUUGUGCUGUGGGACUUGAAAUCAAAGAAAGCUGACUAUCGGUACAGCUAUGAUGAGGCGAUCCACUCUGUGGCUUGGCAUCACGAGGGAAAACAGUUUGUGUGCAGUCACUCGGAUGGCACACUUACCACAUGGAAUAUACGCGCUCCUGCCAAGCCUGCCCAGAUCAUUACGCCACAUGGUAAACAACCUAAGGAUGGAAAGAAGCCGGAGCCUUGCAAACCCAUCCUGAAAGUGGAGUACAAAACUACCAGGGCUGGGGACCCAUUCAUGAUACUGUGUGGAGGUUUGUCAUAUGAUACAGUGGGUAGACGAGCCUGUCUGACUGUGAUGCAUGGGAAAAGCACUGCAGUGCUGGAGAUGGACUACCCCAUAGUGGAUUUCCUUACGCUGUGUGAAACCCCAUAUCCAAAUGAUUUCCAGGAGCCUUAUGCGGUUGUUGUCCUGCUGGAGAAGGAUUUGGUUCUCAUUGAUCUUGCACAAAUUGGGUAUCCGAUCUUUGAGAAUCCUUAUCCUCUCUCCAUCCACGAGUCUCCGGUGACCUGCUGCGAAUAUUUUGCGGACUGUCCAGCUGAAGUCAUUCCUGCACUCUACUCAGUGGGCUCCCGACAGAAGAGACAAGGGUUCAGUAAGAAGGAAUGGCCGAUAAAUGGAGGUAAUUGGGGCCAGGGAACACUAAGUUUCUCAGAGAUAAUCAUCACUGGGCAUGCUGAUGGAUCGAUCAAGUUUUGGGAUGCCUCAGCAUUAAUGCUGCAGGUUUUGUAUAAGCUGAAAACAGCGAAGGUGUUUGAGAAGCCCCGCAGUAAAGAGGAGAAAUCCAGCACUGAAAUUGUGGAUGAAGAUCCGUUCGCCAUCCAGAUUCUGUCCUGGUGUCCAGAGAGCCGUGUGCUCUGUGUGGCUGGAGUAUCGGCUCAUGUCAUAGUGUACAGGUUCAGCAAACAGGAAGUCACCACUGAAGUGGUUCAGCUCCUGGAGGUGCGUAUGCCUUGUGAGCUGAAUGAAGUAGAGUCUCCUGAGUGCGGAGGCGAGCAGGCGUCAGCUGUGACCACCCCAGGAACCUCAUCCAGCCCUCAGACCAGCCUUCCUCAGUCCCACCCCUCCACCAGCAGCAACAACUCAUCUGACGGCCUGCGAGAUAACGUGCCCUGUCUCAAGGUCAGGAGUUCUCCUCUCAAACAGUCUGCGGGGUACCAGGUGGAGCUGCUCAUUCAGCUGGUGUGGGUCAGUGGGGAGCCGCCACAACAGAUCACUAGCCUGGCCGUCAACUCUGCAUAUGGCCUAGUUGCUUUUGGCAGUGGUGACGGACUUGCAGUGGUUGAUUACCUUCAGAAAACUCUCAUUGUGAACGUGAGCACCGCUGAGUUGUAUGGCUCAACAGAUCCUCACCACAGACAACCACACUCACCCCGCAAAACCAGACAGCCCUCGGCAGGUCUUUGUGAUGGUAAUGAUGCGUCAGCAGCUCCAGAGGAGAAAUGCAAAUCACCAACUACAGGCUCCGGUUCACCAUGCAAUUCUGAUGAAGACAGCAAACAAAAGUUCAUUGACAAGGUGAAGUCCAAAAGCAGGAGGAUAUCCAAGACUGUUGCCAAUGACUUUGCUAAGAUAUCCCGGAAAAUUAACAUGAUUGCUGAUCAGAAAGAUGACGCCAGGGACAACUCUUUCAGCCGCUCACGCAGCUCCAGUGUGACCAGCAUCGACAGAGAGUCACGUGAGGUCAUUUCCUCCUUCAAUUUUUGUGAUUGGCUGUCUAAGAAGAGUGAGAGUGUGGCCGUGCCCAGCCUGUGGGUUGGCACCUCAUUGGGCAGCAUGCUGGCCAUCGCCCUAACUGUGCCCUCCACACCAGAGCAGAGGAUGCUACAGCCUGUGGGCGUCUCUUUCUGUGGUCCAGUAGUGCGCUUGAAGGGAGGCAUUUUGCGCAUGGCCCAGCUGGAUGCCAGUGGGACACUUCUGCCCCAUGUUUAUGAGUCUUGGUAUGAGCCCAACGCUCCUGAGGAGGAGAGAGAACAGCCACGGAGACGCCGGCCCACCUCACCUUCUUCAUCUCAGGAGAACCCGGACUGUCAGUAUGCCGUGGUCUGCUCAGAGAAACAGGCUAAGGUGCUGGCGCUGCCCUCCCAAAACUGUGUCUAUGAACACAACAUCACAGAGUCCUCCUUCGUACUUCGAGCCGACGUGGUGACAUUGACCUCAGGGGUCGGCAUCGCCUGUUUCUGUGCCAAUGGCCACAUUAUGACCCUCAGUUUACCCAGUCUGCGUCCACUGCUAGAUGUUAACUACCUUCCCCUGACGGACAUGAGGAUAGCCAGAACCUUCUGUUUCUCAAACCAAGGCCAAGCCCUGUACCUCACAUCGCCCACUGAGAUCCAAAGAAUUACCUAUAUCCAGGAAACCUGUGAUAACCUGCAGGAGAUGCUUGGAGAGCUGUUUACUCCGGUGGAGACACCAGAGGCUCCGAACCGAGGCUUCUUCAAGGGCUUAUUUGGAGGCGGGGCUCAGUCUUUAGACAGAGAGGACCUGUUCGGAGAGGUGUCUGCUGGUAAAGCUUCACGCAGCCUGGCGCAGCACAUCCCGGGUCCAGGUGGUAUGGAGGGCAUGAAGGGGGCUGCGUCUGGUGUGGUGGGAGAACUGGCACGGGCGAGGAUAGCUCUGGACGAGAGAGGACAGAAACUAGGCGAGCUGGAGGAGAGGACAGCAGCCAUGAUGGCCAGCGGAGAAUCCUUCUCUAAACACGCGCAUGAUAUAAUGCUGAAAUACAAGGACAAGAAAUGGUACCAGCUCUGAGGUCAGCGCACCUUCCUAUGAAGACAGCAGAUCCAUCAUCUCUCCUCCGUCUCCUUUCUCUUCCUGUAUCUUUCUCUUUCUGUGAUGUCCAGAUACCGCACAACACCACGAGGCAUUACCUCGAGCUGCGGAGAGACAGAGGAGACAGGAGGGGAAGGAACAGGACAGGUGAAACACAUCAGGAUGGGGUUUCCUUCCCUUCUUGGUGGUAGUUGAGUUUCCUCUCCUGAUCUUGUCUUGGGAGAGGAGGCCCUUCACCGGUGCUGCCCCGUCUUAUACCUUCAUCUGCCACGUUGUCAUUUUCACUGCCAUUCUGUCUGCAAAGAAACCAGAGAAAGGACAUUUUGGGAAAUGAAUGAAAUGGGUCAGAAGGACAUAGAGCUGACAAAAGAAAGUCUAACGUGCAGCAUUGCCAAGCUUAAUGCUUUUGAUAAUCUGUCACUAGAGCAAGAAAAGAUUGCAUGUCUAGUGAUAUAAUUUAGUAAAUUAGUGCUUUUAUUUGUAGGGAUGAAUCUCAUCUAAGUAAUAUUUCACCCCCAAAUCAAUAUUUUGCAAAAAGAAAUCUUAUUUUUUAGGAGGCAGGUGUGUUCUUUAAGCAAAAAUAUCACAUACUUUUUUUUUAGGUUGAAGCAUAAAUAGAUGUCAUGAGAUUCACUCAGUAAUCAUGUUAGCUAUGGAAAAGGCCAGAUUGUCUUACAUAAGGUGUAAUGAAGUACCAUUUAGUUUCACCUCUAAAGGGCUGGUAGUUGCUGUAUUUACCACAUAUCAUGUCAUUAUUUUGCCAUAUAAAAAAAAUUGGAGACAGGCCUGGGUUGUGAAGCUGAUCUGAUCAUGCAUAAUUUUGUUGUUUCGUCUAAAGGACGUAUUAGUUUACAUGAUCAGGUCUCAAAAGAGCUUUUACGGAGGAUCUCUGACUUUGACGUACUCUAUACGCUGUGUCGACACUGGAGAAAGAUGUUCCUUUUAAAUAAAUAAAUAUAUAUAAUAUUUGUGUUGGUGAAUCUCACAAAUAAAAAAUGUCUAGCUCAUAUUUAACACCAGUAUCAAAAUAAUUUAUUUAAAUUGAAAUAGUACAAAUACCACCAUGAUAUAUGAGUAUUUAUCGAUUUAAACGCACACACAUUAACUUUUUGGUAAAUUUAAGAAAUAAUGAUCCCUUUUUUUGUUGCGUUACAUAAUAAAAAUGUGCCUAAUUAAUUACAGUGCAAAAAAAUCGCUUUCAGUUUCUGUAAACAAAUUACACUUCUAAUUUGUCAGAUUUUGGGGGUGAAAUAUGACCCAGACAUGCAUUUAAAAGGUUUCACCCGGGUGCAUAUAUGCGGAGUUGUGCUGGUUAUCUACAAACAGAGAUCUGGAGGGCAUAAAUUAUCUUUGGCUAUUUUGGGCAGGUUAUUAUAAUGGCGCGCAAGUGUGAGGCAUGAUCUUGAUUAUGUGCCUUGUGAUGAUUGACAUGUCUCCGGAUACGAGGGACACCGGUGGAAUGUGCCGAGAGUACUGAUACUUCAUAUGCAAAACAGGUUUCUCCUCCUUAUUUCCCAUAAUGCAACUGCUCCUGGACAAGAACAUCUUGAGGCUUAUUCGAGACUCGGUGCAGCACCAGGUGACUUCCUCAUCUGUAUUUUCUAAGAAGCCUUUUCGGAUGGAGUAAUGCAUGAGUUUGUCAUCCUCACAGAGAGGUGAUUAUAUCUGUUUGUGUGUUUGUUGCUGCAGUGGAGGCCACCACUAAAUGUUCAAUGCAGCUCCAUGCUCUCGAUCAGCAGCCCUCAGAUUUGUCAUCCAGAGGGCGUUACCUUCUGCCUUCGCUUUAGGACCCAUGAAUAUAUGCUAACCUCGACUCUUGUGUGUGUAUACAUGUGUUCGUGAACAUACAUGUAUGCGAGAAUAUGUGUAUGCUCACGUUUAUAUAAACUAAAGAUACAAUAUAUUUGAAAGCUUAUGUUGAGAUGUUUUCUUUAAGUGUGUUUUCUUAUUUAUGAGGUUCAAGAAAUUGCUGCUAUUUGUGUUUAAAAUUAGGAGCAUCUGUCAAAUAUGUUGACGCUUGUUAUUUUUCUAUCAGACGUAUGAAAGAAUCAGUUCUCCCAGAAAUGAAGAUUUGCUGAAAGCGUACUCCUCCUCAGGCCAUCCAAGAUGUAGAUGAGUUUGUUUCAUCAUGGGGGGACAGAUUUGGAGAAAUGUAGCAUUGCAUCACCAAUGUAUCUCUGCAGUGAAUGGGUGCCGUCAGAAUGAGAGUCCAAACAGCUGAUAAAAACAUCACAAUAAUCCACAAAUUACACACAUCACUCCUGUCCAUCAGUUAAUGUUUUUCUGAAGCAAGAAACAAAGAAACAAAUGCAUCUUUAAAGCGUUUAAACCAUCCCAUAAUCCAUAAUAACGUUUCCUUCAGUUAAAAAGUUCAUCCCCUGUUGUUCUCUCGCUUCAAAUUCCACUGAUAUAUUUGUCUAGAACUGUUCUGAACUUUCACUUGUAAAUGGUGCUUGAUCUGUGCAUAUUUCUCUCCUGAUUCAGAAAAGACUAUAUAUUUAUUUUUUAUUUUUACUGGAAAAGGGAAAUUACAGACUCGUACUUUAGCCAGAAGAAUGGAUUUGUUUCUUACAAACAUAGUUUUUCGCUUCACAAGAUACUAACUGAUGGAGUGGAUUACUUGUGGUGUUUUUAUCAGCUGUUUUGACUCUCAUUCUGACGGCACCCAUUCACUACAGAGGAUCCUUUGGUGAGCAAGUGAUGGAAUUUCUCCAAAAAUAUGUUUCCAUGUAGAAACAAAGUCCUGAACAAGGCCUGAAGAUGUGUACUUUUUCACAUUUUUCUUUUCUCAUUUAUGGGUGAACUAUUCCAUGAAGGCUUUUCUGUUGUUGUUUUGGUGUUGUUGUUGUUCUUCACAUUGCUGCCAAAUGAUGUAAAUAUUAAUAUUGAAGACAAACUUGAGAGUGCGGAUGCAGUCAGAGUUUCUGAAUAUAGUGGCCAUGAUCUGACUAGACUCCAAAGAGUUGCUUUGCUGUGAAAGUUGAUCUCACAAUUUAAAACAUAAGUGUCAUGGCAUCUCCACAUAUAUAAAGAUAGAAAUAUAGCAAACUACUCCUUCUAUUGCCAUUGUGUUUGUGUAAAUACCUACCAAAAUUGCAAUUUUCAAUGUUUUACCAACUGAAAAUCUAAUCCAGCUUCUCUGCUUCAUAUAUAUAUAUAUAUAUAUUUUUCUUUCUAUGAGCAGUUGUGUGGUUUUGCAUUAUAUGCUUUAUAUUAUAACGACAAGUCAUUUUAUUAUCAAUAUUUUUGUAUUUGGCAUUGUUCUUUAUUUUGGAUAUUGUGUUUGUUUAAAAAGGACCAAAAUUAGACAGAUGUUAGUGUAAAUGUGGCCCACGCUCUCAGAUUUGUCCUCAUUGACAGUUUAAUGAUAUUCUAAUAUAUUUAUACAUCUGAAAUAUAUAUAUAAUUUACCUUUAAUUUACAAAUACAAAAGGAUGCAUUUUGAGAUAAAUGUGUUGUGUAUAUAUUCUCAUGAAACCUUUUCUUGUGUGCUAUCUGUUUGGUCGUCUGUCGUAGAGGGAAAGUGGAGAGUCUCUGAAAUCACUGGCCAUCUCUGUGUCAUGUUCGUCCUCGGAUUUCUCUUGCACAAAAGGCAGCAUGAUAUUGUGUUUACAAACUUGAAACAUCCAUCUACAUUAUAUUUUGGCUCUUUUUCUUAAGUCCUGCUAGUCAGAUGUGUGUAAAGGAACAAAUCACAAGUAUUUACUCUCUGUAUUAUUGAUCAUUUUUCUUUCUUUCUCAUGGUAUACUCACAGAAUUGUUAUUUGAGUUUCCCUGAACAUCAUAGCUGUACUUAGUUAAAAAAAAAAAAAAAAAACUCUUCUGCAAAGGGUUGGUUUUGGGGAUGACUCUACAUGGGGUUGCAGGCUUUCUCAUCACAACCGAGUUACUGUACAGUUUUAUUAUUCAGACUCACAUGAAUAAUUGUCUAUCUGCUGCCACCCAACAGUUUAGAUAACAUGUUUAUAGACAUAACUGUGCAAUGGAAAAUAAAUGUAACGGAAAGAUUUC
Molecule: messenger RNA, 7808 nt
Organism: Carassius gibelio (silver crucian carp)
Lineage: Eukaryota; Metazoa; Chordata; Actinopteri; Cypriniformes; Cyprinidae
Gene: stxbp5b
Product: syntaxin binding protein 5b (tomosyn)
Exons: 28
Coding region: 342-3776 (1144 amino acids)
Biological process (GO): regulation of exocytosis; regulation of protein secretion
Cellular component (GO): SNARE complex; plasma membrane; cytoplasm
Molecular function (GO): syntaxin binding; myosin II binding; GTPase activator activity
Source: RefSeq, a predicted model, not a curated record